CUCCGACUCUCCGUGCAUUUAACCCUCCACUCUUCGAAAGCUAAACCCAGAACAAACACCGCGCUCCGCUACAGUCCACGCUAUACACAAACACACACACGCGAUACUCUUACCUUUUUGGCAAAGUCUCAAGGCUUGGUCCAAGUGCUGCCAUGGCGGUUGGACUCUCCGCCGCAACCCCCAAACCCUUCCGUCUCUUCCAGCACUCCCUCCUCCAAAAACCCUCACCCCUCUUCACCUCCUUGGCCCUCCGCCAUAGCCAAAUCCACAAAACCCGAAGAAAAACAUGUUUCACUGUCUUUGUAAUCAUGGAGGACCAAAAACGAAAUUCCCAGUUGGAGAAUCUCAAAGAGGAAGACCCUGGUCCUGGUGGUAUGAAUUCUCAGAUCCCAUCCACACGUGCGGCAGAGAGGUUGGCCAGGAAGAGAUCCGAGAGGUUCACUUAUCUGGUCGCCGCUGUUAUGUCUAGCUUGGGUAUUACUUCCAUGGCUGUCAUGGCUGUUUAUUACAGAUUUUCUUGGCAAAUGGAGGGUGGAGAGGUGCCCUUGUCUGAAAUGUUUGGUACAUUUGCUCUCUCUGUGGGUGCUGCGGUGGGUAUGGAGUUUUGGGCUAGAUGGGCUCACAAAGCUCUCUGGCACGCUUCUUUAUGGCAUAUGCACGAGUCCCACCAUCGACCAAGAGACGGUCCCUUCGAGCUCAACGAUGUUUUCGCUGUAACCAACGCUGUCCCAGCUAUUGCUCUCCUCGCCUAUGGUUUCUUCCACAAGGGCCUCGUUCCUGGCCUGUGUUUCGGCGCUGGGCUUGGAAUUACGGUGUUUGGCAUGGCGUACAUGUUCGUGCACGAUGGAUUGGUGCACAAAAGAUUCCCAGUGGGUCCCAUCGCCAACGUGCCCUACUUUAGAAAGGUCGCUGCGGCUCACCAGCUCCAUCACUCGGACAAGUUCGAUGGUGUGCCAUACGGUUUGUUUUUGGGACCUAAGGAACUGGAGGAAGUGGGAGGCCUGGAAGAGUUGGAAAAGGAGAUAAAUAGGAGAAGCAAAUCAUAUAUAUAACGGUGUAUGAUUAUCAACGGGACCCCGUUUUGUAGCAAAAUGAUCAGAGUAGAUGUAAGUAGAGUGAUGAAAUAUAUAUCAAUGGUUUUGAAGCCCUUAUUACUGUAGUUGUAAUUGUACAAGGACAGGAAAAUAAGUAAAAAUGAUGAAACAGUCAAUUGAGGAAACUUUAAACGAUUUUUAUCCA
Molecule: messenger RNA, 1239 nt
Organism: Corylus avellana
Lineage: Eukaryota; Viridiplantae; Streptophyta; Magnoliopsida; Fagales; Betulaceae
Product: beta-carotene hydroxylase 2, chloroplastic
Biological process (GO): xanthophyll biosynthetic process; carotene metabolic process
Cellular component (GO): chloroplast
Molecular function (GO): beta-carotene 3-hydroxylase activity; iron ion binding
Source: RefSeq, a predicted model, not a curated record